This is a messenger RNA of Rosa chinensis, 2676 nucleotides long. Its product is annotated as disease resistance protein RPM1. The transcript has a single exon. Gene Ontology annotation, biological process: defense response to other organism. Bases 1 to 2676 code for a protein of 891 amino acids. NCBI's taxonomy places the organism in Eukaryota, Viridiplantae, Streptophyta, Magnoliopsida, Rosales, Rosaceae. The record is from RefSeq and is a predicted model, not a curated record. Gene Ontology annotation, molecular function: ADP binding.
AUGGCUGAACUUGCAAUUCCUUUAUCAUUGUUGGUGGCCGAGAAGGCGAUGAGCUUGUGCUACCAAAGAAACGCGUCCAAGGACCCAAGUAAUAAUAUCCAUGAUGAUGUUGAAAGAGCCUGGAAAUGUCUAAGGAGGAUGCAAGCCUAUCUAGGGGACUCGGAAGAGAUUGAUGAAGGCAGCCUAAUGCUUCAAAAUCGUGUCGCAGAGGUCCAAAGUCUGGCUUAUGAAAUAGAGGAUGCCCUUGACAAGUUCAUAUCUCAGAUUCCACAUCAUUUCCACAGCAACAUAUUCUCUCAGAAGCUGCACGACGUUGCGCACUAUCGCGAAGAAAAGAGAGCAAGAGUUGAGUUAUCCACCAAGAUUAAAGACAUUGAAAAGAAAAUUAGUUCCUUCUCAACUUUGGAUUCACUUCUUGAGCCACCAAGUAGUUCCAGCACAAGGAAGAGGGAUAGUUUGAUCCACCAAGUUCUUGAGGAAGAUGAAAUAGUAGGCCUUGAGGAGCCUAAAGAAAGACUCUCCAAACAGUUGAUGGAAGAAGAUUCAAGGCUCAAGACUAUUUUGGUUGUAGGUCCUGGCGGCUCCGGCAAAACCACAGUUGUGAAGAAUGUUUUUGACAGCACAAUGGUCCAACGGUUUUUUGAUUGCCAUGCUUGGAUCGACUUGUCACGGCCUCCUAAAGCAGAAGAUCAGAAAGCUGAACUGAUGCAUCUGAAGGAAAAGAGAUUUUUGGUUGUUUUGGAUAAUGUUUGGACAGCACAAGAUCUGGAACUCAUUACAAAUGCUUUGCCAAGAGGAUUGCCUGGGAGUAAAGUAAUCAUAACUACUCGCAACUCUGAUGUAGCUUCUUCUCGUGUUGAGUCCUCCGAGUAUAUCCAUGAUUUGAGUAGCGGGUUAUCAUGGAAAAAAGGCUGGUCUCUACUUUGCAAGAAGGCUUUUAGAAAAACUGCAGGAUAUUGUCCACCUGAACUUGAAGAGUGGGCUAAAAAGAUCCUGAAAAGGUGUGAAGGUCUGCCCCUUGCAAUUUCAGCUGUUGCUACUUUGCUGGCAAAGAAGCCACAAACUCCAGUUGAGUGGAAGAAGUUACAUGAAAGCCUUGGGUCUGAAAUUAGACCUGACUCUAGUCUUUCGAUUAUUAGCCGUGUCUUGCAGCCAAGUUACAUGCAUCUUCCGAGCCAUCUGAAGAUUUGUUUUUUGUACUUCGGCAUGUUUCCUGAAGACUAUUCAAUCAGCCGUGACAGGCUGAUUCGGUUGUGGUUAGCCGAAGGAUUUGUGGUGCCAGGAAGAGGACAAACAAUGGAGGAGGCUGCAGAGAGUUAUCUGAAUGAACUCAUUGGAAGAAAUUUGGUACAUGCUCCCACAAGGGAGAUUAAUGGUCGAGUAAGGAGCUGUCGUGUUUUGAACCUUGUUCGAGAGUUCAUCAUUUCAAAAGCAGAGAACUUCAUCACGGUUUUGGAUCCAAACUGCCCUAUUUCUACUCGUUCAAGUGAGAAAAUUCGACGUCUUUCAAUUCAAAAUGUCAAUAUCAAUUUAUUAAGGGGUAGAGACUUUAGUCAUGUUCGUACCUUACUAGUGUUUGGAGAGGAGUGUUCCCCUUCUGAGCUUGACAAUGUGUUUAAGAACUCUAAGUUUUUAAGGGUGUUAGAUUUUCUAGGUGUACCUUUGAAGAACUUUCCUGACUGUGUUAUUGGUCUCCCCCUCUUGAGGUACUUAUGUCUGAGCCAAACUGAUAUUAAAUCAGUUCCAAAGUUCAUUGGCAAUCUUUCAUUCUUGCAAACCUUAGAUCUUAAGGGCACACAGGUGACCAACUUACCAAAACAGAUUUAUGCGCUCCAGGAUAUGCGUCAUCUUUUAGUUUAUAGUUGUGAUGUGACUUCUGGAGUGGCACAAGGAGUUCAGAUUUCUGCAGGCAAUAUUGGAGCUUUAUCUUCCCUACAGAAGUUAUUUCUAAUUAAGGUGAAAAAACAAAGAAAAGUAGUCCUUAAAGCCUUGGGAGAGUUAAUUGCUCUCCGUAAGUUGGGGCUGGUAGACCUUGAAAGAGAACAUGGAAGAGAAUUGUGUUGUUCCAUUCAAAAAAUGCUAGAGCUUUCAACACUUGAUGUACGAUCAACAAGCGAAGAUGAGUAUCUUGAUUUGGAUCAACUGAACUUCCCUCCCGGGCCUCCCCGCUAUCUCCAACGUCUCUGUUUGACAGGGCGCCUAGAAAGUCUACCACAGUGGAUUCCCCAGCUUCACAGUCUAGCUCGGAUUGCUUUGAAGUGGUCUAAACUGAAUGCUGAUGUCAACUCACUAGAGGCGCUCCAAGAUUUGCCUAAUCUGGUAGAGCUAGAGUUGGUGGGCUAUUACACUGGGGAUUCAAUGAAGUUCAAAGCCAAAAAGUUCACGAAACUAAAGGUAUUACGUAUUGAGCAACUUGAUCAGCUAGAUAUGGUGGUAGUCGAGGAUGGAGCAAUGCCCGAGCUUAAGAAGUUAACAUUGUCUAGAUGUCAGAAUCUGAAGUUACUUCCAUAUGGCAUUGAUAGGCUUAUCUUGCUUGAAGAAUUGAUUCUGUAUGACAUGCCCGAAGAAUUCAUUGCUAGGCUUCAGAAGGAUAGCGAAGACCGUUACUUGGUUGAGAAUCUUCGAGUCAUCAAAUCUUUCUAUUCUGGGAGCACUGGAUGCCAAAAUCUUUCUUGA